AUGUCUGUCGUGGAAGAGGAGAUGAGAGGACCUAUCAAAGUUAUGGACACAUACGACCCAAUCUUCGACUCCGAAUCCGAGGAUGAGGACUGCUUGUACACUGUCAUUGACGUCGCCGCCGAUGAAUAUCGGCAAGCACUGAACAAGACAAGCUGCUUCUCGGGUGCCGCCCCGCCGACCAAAUCGCAUUUAUCGCUCGACGAGUUCACCAAGUUGGCAAAGGAAAUUCUCGACAAUUACUUUGUCAAUCGUGAGACAUUCGACCUUUCCAAGGCGCUAGAGGAGCUAAACUGCAGCCAGUAUCUCGACUCCUUUCUGGUGCUCGCUAUCCAAUCUUCUCUGCACCGAUCAACGGACGAACAGAGAUGCAUAUCGGCAUCCCUCACACUUCUGGUCGAUAAGCAUCUCAUCAGCAAACAACAGAUGGUCCGAGCGUUCGAGAAACUGAUCCAGUCUGCAAGCAGCAUCGACCUAGAUACUCAGCCCAACCCGGACCGAGUGUAUCUGUUCCUCGACUGCGCGGUUCUGGACGGCUGCGUGGAUGAAAGCUAUGUUCGUCGUCUGCCGGAGAAGUUCCUGGACUCGCUCUCGCCUGAGACGCUCGAUGCCAGUGGGCAUCUGGUAGAAAGCCUCCAAAACUUGAAGACCUUCAAGGAGGCUGUCAGGAAUUUCUUGCCCGACUUUUUCAAUUCAGGCAGCGUCGAGGAAAUGAAGUUCUUUCUGGACGAGCAGAACCAGCCUCUGCUUCAACACGAAUUCGUCAAGAUGGUCGUGGAGGCGUCGUUCUCCAAGGAAAACGAACACCGCGAGAUGGUCAGCAACGCGCUGGAUCGGCUGUAUGGGAAGUUACUGAAGCCGGAUGACAUCCAGCUUGCUUUCGCUCGCCUUGUGGGCGACGUCGAAGACGACUCUCUGGACAACCCGGAUGUCUACUAUCUUCUCGCCAAAUUUCUGGCGCGGGCCGUAGCAGACGAGAUUUUGCCGCCGUCUUUCCUGGUCGACCGGUACCGCCUGAACUACGGCGGCGAUGGGGGCAUGCAGGUCCUGAAACAAGUGCAAAAGUGGCUGGUCGAACAAAAUGGCAAAGGCGUCAGUGUGAGGCUUCGAAAGGUGUGGACGGGGACCGACCCAGACAACGCAGAGGCGUGUGAAUUCAAGGCACGUGUGCGCGAGUGUCUCUACGAAUAUUUCGACAGCAACGACAAACAGGAAGCCGCUCGCAUCCUUCGCGAGCUCGAACUGUCUCCAGACCAGGCAGCGGAAAUGGUUCGGAAGCUUCUUGUCAUAAGCAUGGAGAAGGCUGCAGCGGGCGAGCCGACGACUGAGCAUGUUUUUGCGUUGCUCAGUUACUUGCUGGAAAGGACAGAUAUCGACGAGGAAAUGAUUCAAAAGGGCUUCGAGCAGACGCGGAACUUGACUGAGGAGAUCAAACUUGACAUUCCUGACAUGGAUCGACGAUUCCCGCAACUUGUGGAAGAGGCAAAGAAGCGAGAUAUGCUGCCCGCUGGGUUUUGA
Messenger RNA from Neospora caninum, 1515 nucleotides. RefSeq names its product Pdcd4-prov protein, related. The transcript is spliced from 10 exons. Bases 1 to 1515 code for a protein of 504 amino acids. NCBI's taxonomy places the organism in Eukaryota, Apicomplexa, Conoidasida, Eucoccidiorida, Sarcocystidae. Gene Ontology annotation, biological process: negative regulation of DNA-templated transcription. The record is from RefSeq and is a predicted model, not a curated record.